AAUAGUAUUUACGUUUCGGACAUCAAAAAACUAUUAACCGUGUGUCCGUGUAUACGAAAUUAUCACGUCUAAUCAUCGGCCUCAUGUACCGCGGUUCUAGCCGUUAUCAUCAAUACCGUACAUUGCAGAACCGCGGUAUAGCACCAGCGAGUUACCGAACUCGACUCAUCGACGGCGGGUCGGAUUAUAUUUUGGUGGAUUCAGUAUAUUAAACUCCGCAUUUUUCUAAACCAUUUCAAAGGGUUUUGGGCUGGUAAACGUUUUAAAUCUCGGUAAGCCGACACUUAAUCCAUCCAGCGCUGGUAGUACGUAUUGUAGACAUAUGAUAUUAUACUAAACAGAGCUGCAGAAUCCGAGCUUAGAGCCAUAUAAUGAAAAACUUUGAACGGGAUAUAAAAUAAACUACUUACAAAUCGUAAAGGCAAUAAUUGCUCAAAUGUUCGAGAUGGCUUUGGAGACAACUUUUUUUUUUUGGCGAACACCGCCAAUCGUCAAAUACGCAUGAAUAUGACAACGGGCCGCAAAUCUACCGCGUGCUCUUCGGCGCGUCGACUGUAACAACAGCAUCACCGGGAAUCGAAUUCGACGUAUACGCUAAAAAUUAUGCUCGAUAAUCGACUUCACGUUGCGAUUUCAUAACGUGGAAUUAUGGACAACAAUGUACAAAUGUUUUCAGUAUAAAAUCCAAACACCACGCAAACUUUCCACAUACAAUCGUCCGUCAUCUGCCGCCGUCCGUCUUCUCAGGGCUAUUUUAAAAUGAACGCUUUAACAAUAGCCGUCGCUGUGUUAUCCGCAACAGUGACUCUCUUAGCCGCCGAGGCAACGCCGAACUCGUACGUCUCGUACAAAAACCCGUCGACAUGUCGCUCGGCAGAACCAUCGUGUGCAACACUCGAUCGUUCGGACUCCGACGAAGAAGGCUGCACCUGCAGUGGAUCGUGGCAGCCGCAUUGCUGCUGUCCGCGUCCGCGUCCUUACAGCCUCCCGCCCUGCAGACAACAACCCACUUGCCGUCCGUCGUCUUGCAGCGCCCCCCCGUCAGCAACGGGACCUGCCCAGUACCAGACCGUCUCGUACUCACCUUGGCCGACCGCAUCCACAUCGUCCUGCCCAGACCUCCCGUGUUCGGCUCCGAGCCCCAGCCCCUGCCCCUGCCCUGCGGCUGCAGCAGUUCCGGCGCCCGCGCCCGCACGACUGUGUACGUGUUCACCGUUUCCCGAUCAGCCGCCUUGUCCCUACUGUGCACGUCUGCAGCAGUCGCCUUGUCCGUCCGGCGGGCCUGCGCCGUCGUCGUCGGUUAGCGGUCUGUCGCUGUCCGACUUGGCCGAGUUCAUGUCGCCCUCGGCCCCGUGCAUCGUGCCCCCGCAACGGCCGCUGCUGCCGAAAUUGAUACCCGUCAUGCUGAAACCGCUGUCGUUCAACGUGCACCGACCUUCGGCUGCGUGUCGGCUCGGAUUGCAAGGAUAUGCCGGCUCGGCGCCGUCGCUAUUAUCGCCGUGCGGCUGCGGUUCUGCACCGUCACCGUACGAAUUUUAUAAUAAUAAAUAAUAAUAAUGAAAAAAAUAAAACCGUUUGAUAGUAUGAUGAAAUUUAUUAUAAUAUAAUAUAUACUUUUAUAUUAUACACAUGUCGCUGUGUAAUAAAACGUAAACAUAGGUUUUUGGUUUACUAGAAAUUGAUAUUGUAAUAUUAUCUAUGAUUUUUUUUUUUUAAUGUUUAUAUGACCACAAAUUUUUUUUUAAGGCCAGUUAUUCUUUGUUUUUGC
This is a messenger RNA of Rhopalosiphum padi (bird cherry-oat aphid), 1768 nucleotides long. Its product is annotated as keratinocyte proline-rich protein-like. Lineage: Eukaryota; Metazoa; Arthropoda; Insecta; Hemiptera; Aphididae. The record is from RefSeq and is a predicted model, not a curated record. The transcript is spliced from 3 exons. Bases 760 to 1551 code for a protein of 263 amino acids.